CGAGUCAUAGGCAAAAACGACGGCGUUGUGAGUCGCAGUAGCUGAAGCGUUCACUGAAUUGACAUGCGUCUCCUCCUCCAAUUCAUCCAUGGUAUCAUCCCCGCCAGUGUAAUCCUCGUCGUUGUCAGCCGCCGGAAUUAGAUUGCUUCAACACCGCCAUCGACAACACUUCGUCUCGUGGAUUCGAUAGCUGCACUUCUCAAUUCUCAUCCAUCUCGCCGGUGCACCCUGCUACCUCCCUUCCGGAACUCCCAGCUAAAUUCUUCUCAUAUACUUCUAUUGUUAUGGUUUCAGUGUUACAGUAAUGCCUCGAAAGCCCAAAAGACAUCAGCAACUCAAAUCUUGGCCGGUUACGUUUUCCCCUUUUGGUCGUGCUCUUGCUCAUACCGUUUCUAUGCCCAAGCGUCAUUCCGAAUCCAUUGAGAACCCUACCCCUUCCUCUGAUAGUAAUGGAUCUACCAAACAUCCUUUAGAAGAGAGAUUGGAAGGAUCGGAGUCAUCUGAUGGGGAGUUUGAUGGAGUUGUCCAAGUGGAUUUUGCGUUUUUUGAUCCUAAAUCCAAUGAUUUCCAUGGAGUUAAGACUUUGCUGCAAACUUAUUUGGAUGUUGAAGAAUGGGAUUUGAGUGGCUUCGUAGACUUGAUUUUGGAACAGACCACUGUAGGUACUGUUGCGAAGGUAGAGGAUGACGAGGACGAAGGGGUUUUUGCUCUUGCUACCGCUCUUAAUCUAUGGAGGUAUAGGGAGCAUAAAUGUAUUGUCCAACUCAAGGAAUUUCUCCUCCUUAAAGUAUGCAAAGAGAAACGCAUUGCUGAUCAGUUGAGAUUACUUUUGGGGGAACAAGCACGUAAUGUCGGUCUCCUGGUAUCACAGCGUGUGGUGAAUCUUCCACCUCAGCUUUUACCGCAUCUCUAUGAUUUUCUUUUCAAUGAAGUGUCGCGGGCCACAGAAGAUGAGCCAACAGAGGACCUCCGAAAUUCCUUCAAGUUCAAGCAUUAUAUAAUACUUGGCAAAAUUUACGAGCUCAAGAAUGCAGAACAAAAAAGAAAACAGAGCGAUGACAGUGUUGAGGCGAUAGUAUAUGUUAAGCCCGAGGAUGAAAUUUUUCACCAGCUAUGUUCGUGGUCCUUCCGUUUUCCUUUGCGCACCCAGCAGCCUGCACCUCACGAGCUAAAGAAUUACAGAUCAAUGGGAUUAAUCAUGGCCGUUGAGGCUGACAAAAUUCCAGCAUUUCGUCAAGAAUUAGGUUCUUUAAUAAAUGAAAGCUGAAGGCAACCAUAAGGACUGAUUACAGGUACAGUCCAGUAGCAUCAGAUCAGCUAACUGCAACAACUCAAGCUCAACAAGUUAAUGGAUUUAUUCCUGGAUGGAUGCUUUGACCUAAUUAAGCUCAGUAUUUCUCUUGUUUUGCAUAAAAACCAAAGACAAAAAAAUGGCUUUUGGUUUUGACAAUGUUGUAAAUGCUGCAUGUGCUUCUCUUUUUUUUUUUGUGACAAAUGCAUGUGCUUCUCUUUGUUACUUGUUUUGUUAUAAAAACAGCAGUGACUGAAUUCAAACUAAGGCAAAGAACUCCAUCUGUAUGGGCACAAGAACUCCAUCUGUAUUUGGCUGAAGAUUAGAUUUUGUAUUCAAUAAUAAGUGUAAAAAAAAAAUAAAAACAAUAUGAACACAACAUAUAUCUUGAAAGCAAAUUUUCAACCAAUUAAAGAUUUUAGAACUCAACAUUAACCGACACAAAAUU
Messenger RNA from Vicia villosa (hairy vetch), 1739 nucleotides. Its product is annotated as protein BCCIP homolog. Bases 305 to 1267 code for a protein of 320 amino acids. Lineage: Eukaryota; Viridiplantae; Streptophyta; Magnoliopsida; Fabales; Fabaceae. The record is from RefSeq and is a predicted model, not a curated record. The transcript has 9 exons. Gene Ontology annotation, cellular component: nucleus.